Xyrauchen texanus (razorback sucker) is the source of this 981-nucleotide messenger RNA. RefSeq names its product G-protein coupled receptor 4-like. Gene Ontology annotation, biological process: positive regulation of Rho protein signal transduction; phospholipase C-activating G protein-coupled receptor signaling pathway. Bases 1 to 981 code for a protein of 326 amino acids. Gene Ontology annotation, molecular function: G protein-coupled receptor activity. The record is from RefSeq and is a predicted model, not a curated record. Lineage: Eukaryota; Metazoa; Chordata; Actinopteri; Cypriniformes; Catostomidae. The transcript has 2 exons. Gene Ontology annotation, cellular component: membrane.
AUGAAUAACACCACAGUGAACCUCACCACGCCUGAAGCAUUCACAAACUCCACAAGUCUUUCUAUUGAGAUAAUGGCCACGCUGGAAAUCUGUGUGGGGAUCAUCAACUUCCUGUUUGGUCUUCCUGCACACUCGUAUGUUAUUUGGUUCAUCGUCACAGGAACACAAAGUGGAAUUGCAUCAGGAUUCUUCAACCUCAAUCUCUCUGUUUGUGAGAUUGGUAACUGUCUGAAUAGUUUCUUCUUUGUAAUGGAUUCUUUUCACUCGUUUUCUAGUCUCGAGGGUUUAACAAACUUCAUUUUGGGUCUAGCCAUCACUGGUCGUCCUCUGUUUCAGUGUGUGAUCUGUGUUGAGCGUUAUCUGGCAGUGGUUCAUCCUGUAACCUUUCUGAAGUUCAAACCUCUCAGAUAUAGAGUGAUGUGUUCCACUGCUGCCUGGAUUAUUAGUUUGGGCUCCUGUUUUAGUAUGUUUAGUGUAAAAUCACAAAACCAAUAUAUUAGUGUAUGGUUCUUCUUGGUGCAGUUCGUAAUAUUUAUCUCUGUUCAGUUGUUCUGCUGUUUGGCUGUUCUCAGAGCUCUGAAGCAGUCAGGACCAGGAGAGAGAGGGAGAGAGAGAGGGAGAGAGAGAGGGAGAGAGAGAGGGGAGGAAAACCACAUGAAGAGAAGAGCGUUUUAUCUCAUUCUGAUAAUCACUGUGAGCACGGUUGUCAUAUAUGCACCAUUUAUUAUCUCAGGCAAACGUCUGGCAUCAGGAUUGGUGUGUGGCACCCUGAACCUAGGAACCAAUCAUCAAGCCGCGAUUGCUCAGGGGAGCCUGGAGGGUUCUAGUCAGCUCUGUGUCAGCCUCAGUCUGGGCAGGCAGACCCAAAGGUGGCAGCCCAGUCAAGUCAUCGGCGUCCAACAUCGCAGUGCACUCUCCGUUGCAGAGAUCGAAGACUCAUCCUACUCGCAGGCCCCAAAAAAGACAUCACGCUGGCUGUGA